GGUAAAGGUUGCAUGAUACAGCCUCUCAAGCAGCUCGAUUCCAUCCCCGAUCCCUUACUACUAAGGACUAGUAGUAGUAGUAGUACUGUUACUAAGGACUAUUUCCCUUGACACUGGCUUCGUGGGAACCUGGAACAGAGAGGAAGGCGCUGGACACCACCGAGCACGCCAAGGGAAGAUGGCUGCCAGGUGGCUUCACUUAGUUUCUCACCACUCCGGAAGACGGGGACCGGCGAUUGGGCGGUGCCCGAGGGCUGCGAGAAGAAGGCCCUCGGCGGUUGGGCAGUGCUGGCUAAGGCUGGUUUUAAAGGAGCCGGAGGUGGGAGCCGUCGAAGACCCGGGAUCCGCGGGAGGCGGCGGCUGCAGCCUGGGAUCCCCCAGGGACUCCCCGGAGCCGCCGCUUUCCCCAUGGACUUGCCCGGGGACUCGAGCCCACCUGGCCGGCCACGUCUGUGCCGCCAGCCCCUGGCUCGAGUACUAUGGGGAGCCAGGAGCCCCAAACGGCCGAGACUGCAGUCUCUGGCGGCCCCUUCACCUUUGGAAAAGGCCUCUCGGAGGGUCCUGGCUGUGGUGCUGGAAGAUGUUAUGACUGCCCACAUGGUUCCCCUGGUGCCCCAAGAAGAGACUACCACCCUACGGCACCGCAGCAACCAGCGGGAUUCUAUCCAAAGCCAGCCACCUGCUUCACCACCCCAACAGGCCACAUGGUCCUCACAGACCAGGUCUCCUGACCCACUGCACUUAUGUCGAGAGCCCUUGAGCCGCAUCCACCGGCCUUCUACUCUGAAGCGGCGAUCAAGGACAACCCAUGGCCCAGAGGAGGGCCCUUCAGAAAAGGAGGACUGGGUCCCCCAGCCCACUCUGGUGGUGAUGCUAGAAGACAUUGCUAGCCCAAGACCCCUGGCUGAGGGCUUUGCUGACAAGACUCCCAACUUCAUCAUCCCAGCGAGAAGAGCCGAGUCCAUGACGAUUGUUCACCAGUCAGUGCCUCCGUCCAGGGACCUGGAUCCCCCAUUCCAGCCAUCUGCCCUGCCUGAAGGCCCUCCGGAGAGCCCACCACCAGCCCCAGAUCCUGUACUGGAGCCCCCAUCGAUCCCACCGCCGUCCAGCCUUUUACGCCCCCGCCUCAGUCCCUGGGGCUUGGCCCCCCUCUUCCGUUCUGUCCGCUCCAAGCUGGAGAGCUUUGCUGACAUCUUCCUCACGCCCAACAAAGCCCCACGGCCCCCACCCCCAUCACCCCCCAUGAAGUUGGAGUUGAAGAUUGCCAUCUCAGAGGCUGAGCAGUCUGGGGCCACUGAGGACACUGCGUCUGUCAGUCCCCGGCCCCCUAUCCACCAGUGGCGGGCCCAAGACCACAGUCCCCCAGCACCUCUCUCUAAGCCCUCUCUGGGCCGAAGCCACUCCUGCCCUGAUCUGGGGCCCCCUGGCCCAGACACCUGCAGCUGGCCCCCCACUCCACACCACCCAAGCCGGUUACGGCCCCGGCGGCACACUGUGGGUGGUGGAGAGAUGGCCCGAGCCCCACCACCCCCUCGGCCCUGUCUCCGGAAAGAGGUCUUCCCUCUUGGAGGAGUGGGAGUCUCUCCUCCCCUCAUCACAUCUUGCUCAUCCACUGCGUCUACUUCCUCCUUCUCUGAACCUGCAGAACCCAGGUUGAGCUCAACCAAGGGGAAGGAGCCAAGGGCCUCAGAGGACCAGGUGCUUUCAGACCCUGAGACCAAGACCAUGGGAAAAGUUUCUCAAUUCAGAAUACGCAGGACACCAGCCCGUCCUCAGCUAAACCUUACACCAAUGGGGCUGCCUCGACCAAUCAGGUUGAACAAGAAGGAGUUCAGCUUAGAAGAAAUUUAUACCAACAAGAAUUACCAGUCACCUACAACCAGGAGGACCUUUGAGACCAUCUUUGAGGAACCCCGGGAGCGCAACGGGACUUUGAUUUUCACCAGCUCAAAGAAGCUUCGGCGGGCUGUAGAAUUUCGGGACAGUAGCCUUCCUCGAUCCCGGCGGCCAUCUCGUGGGGUCCGGGCGACAGCUGGCAGGACCCUUACCUCCAGCCUGGCCCCCAGCCCAGAUGUGGGACCUCUGCUGCAGCAGCGGUUGGAGGAGCUGGAUGCCUCACUCCUGGAGGAGGAGGAAGUGGAUAGGGAACUGCCCCAUCGGACCUAGGAGCUCCAUUUGUCUAUCCAUCCUGAAGCAUCUGAGGCAGUUAUAUAUUUUUCUCUAUAUUUCUAGUAAAGUUUUCAAUAUGUUUCUGA
Canis lupus familiaris (dog) is the source of this 2255-nucleotide messenger RNA. RefSeq names its product proline rich 14 (gene PRR14). The coding region runs from base 409 to 2166 and encodes 585 amino acids. The transcript has 13 exons. The record is from RefSeq and is a predicted model, not a curated record. NCBI's taxonomy places the organism in Eukaryota, Metazoa, Chordata, Mammalia, Carnivora, Canidae. Gene Ontology annotation, cellular component: nucleoplasm.